This is a messenger RNA of Chelonus insularis, 3998 nucleotides long. RefSeq names its product alanine--tRNA ligase, cytoplasmic (gene AlaRS). The record is from RefSeq and is a predicted model, not a curated record. The transcript has 5 exons. Lineage: Eukaryota; Metazoa; Arthropoda; Insecta; Hymenoptera; Braconidae. Gene Ontology annotation, biological process: alanyl-tRNA aminoacylation. Gene Ontology annotation, cellular component: mitochondrion; cytoplasm. Gene Ontology annotation, molecular function: ATP binding; nucleic acid binding; alanine-tRNA ligase activity. The coding region runs from base 359 to 3910 and encodes 1183 amino acids.
UUUUCUCUAAACAGUACAACUACACCUUUACGUUUCAACUACACAAAGCUAUGUUUGUACAUGAAUAUAAAAUACGAUUGUGUUGAUGAAGCGAUCUCUGCAGCUUUGGCGGGAAAAAAAUUGAAUUCUCAUUUAGGCGAACGCGCAAUACUUGUUGAGAGCGAUCCUCCAACCGCCACAGAUCGAGUAUCCAAGAAAGCUAUCUAACCACGCUGGAAACACGCGGUUCUGACUGAGUUUAGUCCAACCCAGCUGUUACUUGUGCGUUGUUAAAGAAUUCUUAAUUGAGUGUAUAAUUUUCUUAACAUUUUUAUUAGAACAUUUCUAACAGUUCGGAACUUAAUUCAAGCUAGUCAAUAUGGAUCAAAACAUGAGUGCAAAGGCUGUGAGACAAGCUUACAUAGAUUUUUUUAAAGAAAGAGGACACGAAUAUGUCCACUCUAGCUCAACAAUUCCUCAUGAUGAUCCAACAUUGCUGUUUGCAAAUGCUGGAAUGAACCAGUUCAAACCAAUGUUUUUAGGCACAGCAGACCCUAAUAGUGAUAUGGCUAAGUGGAAAAGAGUAGUUAAUACUCAAAAAUGUAUCAGAGCUGGUGGAAAGCACAAUGAUCUUGAUGACGUGGGCAAAGAUGUUUAUCAUCAUACAUUUUUCGAAAUGAUGGGAAACUGGUCUUUCGGGGAUUAUUUUAAGAAAGAAAUAUGUCAUUGGGCUUGGGAAUUUUUGACGAAGAUUAUGAAGUUACCUGCUGAUCGCUUAUAUGUCACUUAUUUUGGUGGUGAUGAGAAAACAGGUUUGGCUCCUGAUGACGAAUGUAAACAAAUAUGGCUUUCAGUAGGUGUACCAGCACACCAUAUUUUACCAGGAAGCAUGAAAGAUAAUUUCUGGGAGAUGGGUGAAACUGGACCAUGUGGUCCAUGCAGUGAACUUCAUUUUGAUCGUAUUGGAGGUAGAGAAGCUGCUCAUUUAGUAAACAUGGAUGAUCCAGACGUCUUGGAAAUUUGGAAUCUUGUGUUUAUUCAAUUUAAUCGUGAAUCUGACGGUAGUUUACGUAACUUGCCGAAAAAACACAUUGAUUGCGGUCUUGGUUUGGAAAGAUUGGUUUCAGUUAUUCAAAAUAAACGUGCUAAUUACGAUACUGAUUUAUUCAUUCCACUGUUUGCUGCUAUAAAGAAAGGAACUGGAGCAAGAGAUUAUACUGGAAAAAUUGGAGAUGAAGAUAAAGAUGGAAUAGAUAUGGCUUAUAGAGUUUUAGCUGACCAUGCUCGAACAAUAACUAUCGCUUUAGCUGAUGGUGGAAUGCCAGAUAACACUGGAAGAGGAUAUGUAUUAAGAAGAAUACUUCGUCGAGCAGUUCGUUAUGCAACAGAGAAGCUUAAUGCAAAACCUGGAUUUUUUGGAUCUCUCGUUAAUGUUGUUGUAGAUAUUCUUGGUGAUGUAUUUCCAGAACUUAAGAAAGAUACUCAAGGAAUCAUUGAUACUAUCAAUGAAGAAGAAGCUCAGUUUCUCAAAACUUUAUCUCGAGGACGUAAUUUAUUAGAUCGAACGAUUGCGAAAUUGGAAAAUGCUAAAGUUAUUCCGGGAGAAGUUGCUUGGAGAUUGUAUGAUACUUAUGGUUUCCCUGUAGAUCUUACUCAAUUAAUGAGUGAAGAAAAAGGGUUAUCAGUUGAUAUGACUGCUUAUGAAGAAGCAAAGAAAGCUGCUCAACUUGCGUCACAAAGUAAAGCCGGAGGAGUUGAUGAUCAAAUUAAUUUAGACGUUCAUGCGAUUACUGAACUACAAAAAUUAAAAAUACCUCCAACGAAUGACAGUUUUAAAUAUAAUUAUCAUUCAUCUAAUGAUGUGGAUGCUGAAUAUUCUUUUGAACCAUGUGUUGGAACAGUAAUAGCUUUACGUCGUGCUAAGCAAUUUGUCGAAAAGGUUAUUGCUGGAGAAGAAGUAGGAAUUUUGCUGGAUCAAACGUGUUUCUAUGCUGAGCAAGGAGGUCAAAUUUAUGAUGAAGGAUUCUUAGUAAAAGUGUUAAAUAACCCAAAUGAAGAAAAUACAGAAAUCCGAGUGACAAAUGUUCAAGUACGUGGAGGAUAUGUUCUUCAUAUUGGAACAGUUGGUACUGGUGUAUUAAAGAAAGGUGAUAAAGUUAACUUAAAUAUUGACACAUCUCGCAGACGUUUGAUAAUGAAUAAUCAUUCUGCCACACAUGCACUCAAUUACGCUUUAAGAAGAGUUUUGGGUACUGAAGCAGAUCAAAAAGGAUCACUUGUAGCCCCAGACAGACUAAGAUUUGAUUUUACAAAUAAAGGAGCAAUGACUCCAGAUCAAAUUAAAAAAACCGAAGAUUUUACAGUUGAAAUGAUUAAAGAGAACAAAAAAAUCUAUGCUAAAGAAAGCAAACUUGGGGUAGCUAAAACAAUUCAAGGUCUUCGAGCAAUGUUUGAAGAAACUUAUCCUGACCCAGUCAGAAUUGUAAGUAUGGGUAUUCCUGUGGAAAAUCUAGAGAAAGAUCCUUUAGGCCCAGCUGGAAACACAACAAGUGUUGAGUUUUGUGGUGGAACUCAUCUUCACUAUACUGGGCACAUGAAAAAUUUUAUUAUUGCUAGCGAAGAUGCUAUUGCUAAAGGAAUUCGAAGAAUCGUAGCUUUAACUGGUCCGGAAGCAAUGAAGGCACUAAAGAAAGCUGAUCUGCUUCAAGGAAGAGUUAAUGAAAUUCAAAAAAUUAUCAGUGAAGAUAAAGAAGGAAAACAUUCAAAGACAUAUGCAAAACAAAUUGUAGAAUUAAUUGAAGAUAUAUCUCAUUCUACGAUAAGUGCAUGGAAAAAAGAUUCUUUAAGAACAACGUUGAAGGGAUUGAAGAAAACACUUGAUGAUAAAGAUCGUAUGAUGAAAGCAGCAGUUGCCAAUACUGUUGUUGACCAGGUAGCACAAAUAAUUGGCGAAAAAAUUGGAGUUCCUGUAUUAAUUAAAGAACUUGAAGCAUACAGUAAUACGAAAGCAUUAGAUUCUGCUUUGAAAAAAGUUAGAACAAUAUCACCAGACACCAGUGCUUUAUUUAUAAGUAUUGAUAGAGAUGCAAACAAAAUAUUUGCAUUAGCAUCAGUACCUAAAGGAGCUGUGAAUAAAGGACUAAAAGCAAAUGAUUGGAUUGGAUCGAUUGCCAAAUUAAUGAAUGGAAAAGGUGGUGGAAAACCAGAAGCUGCACAGGCAUCAGGUUCAAAUAUUUCCUGUCUUCAGGAAGCUUUGAAAACUGCUAAGGAAUUUGCUCAUACAAAAUUAGGAAUCCAAGAAGAUCAAUUAGACGCUUCAAAUGCACAAAACAGGUCUGGAUCUAUUCUUCAUGUCAAUGUGGGCAGUACAAAAAGUUAUUAUGUGCUAAUAGCCGCUCAAUAUGGUGGUAAGAAGCUUGAAGUUAAGAAUGAAAGUAACAAAGAAGUAGUUUUGGUUGAAAAAGAUUUCAAGCUCAAAGAAAGUAAUGCAAUUGCUUUUUACUUGGCUAAUUCUUCUUUAAAAGGAGAUGGAGACCUAUACAAAAUGAGUCAAAUUCUUCAAUGGAUGAGUUAUGUUAGUAGUCAUAUACUGCCUCUAGUCCUAGAUUGGAUUGUGCCUUGUUUGGAACAGAAGUCCAUGCAUUCAAGAUCUAAAGCUGCUAAAGAAAACAUUUUAUCAUCUCUAAAGACUUUGAAUGAUAUUUUACUAAACCAAACUUACUUUGUUGGUGAACGAAUCACUCUUGCUGAUAUUUCAAUGUUCUCAGCACUUCUUCCUCUUUACGAAUACGUACUUGAAGCUUCAACUCGUCAGCAAUUCAACAAUGUAACAAGAUGGUUUAUGACUAUUUUAAACCAACAGGAAGUUCAAGCAGUUGUGAAAGGAUAUCAUCUGUGCGAAAAGUCCAUUGAGGGAUCAAAAAAAAAGUAAAUUAAGCAUUAGUUAUUAAAAAAUUUAUUUAAUACAAAUAAAAAUUGUUUACAAUGAAAAUAUACAUUAAUACGAAUUUUCAGCACUA